Molecule: messenger RNA, 360 nt
Organism: Diorhabda carinulata
Lineage: Eukaryota; Metazoa; Arthropoda; Insecta; Coleoptera; Chrysomelidae
Product: tigger transposable element-derived protein 6-like
Exons: 1
Coding region: 1-360 (119 amino acids)
Molecular function (GO): nucleic acid binding
Source: RefSeq, a predicted model, not a curated record
AUGUUUUUAUCUGCUAACACCACUAGUAAACUUCAACCAUUAGAUCAAGGCAUCAUUCACACUUUUAAACGCUUUUAUCGCAGAGAAGUCGUCAAACAUAUUCUUACGAGUCUGGAAGAAAACAGUAGCUCUGACAUUAACGUACUUCUAGCUACAAAAUUUGCUAGAAAAGCAUGGUACUUAGUCAGUGACGUUUCUGUCAAAAACUGCUUCAAGAAAGCUGGGUUUUGGAAAAGUACAGAUGAGCAAGACCUGCUAGAGGAAAAUGAUGUUGAAGUUGGACCAAGCAACGAGGAAUGGACUAAGCUUGUGUCUCACGAAUCUAAUAUGUUAAUGCCGAGCUUCGAUGAUUUCGUUUAA